UUACGUUCAUCAACUACAUUAAUAUUUCCAAUUUCGAAUUUGCGAUCUGGAUAAGAGCAGGAAAUCAGUGGCAGAGAGAAGUGGGAAGCCAUGUCUACAUGCAACAUGAACAUGGCAUCAGCAGCAGCUGCUGGUUUUCUACCUGUUUCGGCUUCAAACACAACUGCAUCUUCAUCAAGAACAAGUGUCUCAUUCUUGAACUUCAAUAACCGUGGUUUGAGAAGGCACUUGGUAAUUGUAAGGGCAUCCGAAGAAGAGCCAGCGGCACCUGCAGCUGCAGCCACCACCACCACCGAUGCGCCGGCUGAAGGUGCUAAAACCGAGGUCAAGGCCGCUAAGCCACCACCGAUUGGUCCCAAGAGGGGUUCUAAGGUGAGGAUUCUACGAAAGGAAUCUUAUUGGUAUAAAGGUGUUGGAUCGGUCGUAACUGUUGAUCAGGAUCCAAAGUCACGUUACCCUGUGGUGGUCCGAUUCAACAAAGUGAAUUAUGCAAACGUGUCCACCAAUAACUACGCAUUGGAUGAGAUUGAAGAAGUUGUGUAAGAAUUACAUACCAAAUUGUUAUGCCAAUGUGUAUAGACGUUACUUUAUCUGAAGAAUACUCUUCCCUAAACAUGAUUAUGUAAGCCCAAAUUUUCUGGAAGAAAAAUAUGAAUGUGCAUACAUAACAUUAUAUCUA
Lactuca sativa (garden lettuce) is the source of this 679-nucleotide messenger RNA. RefSeq names its product photosystem I reaction center subunit IV A, chloroplastic. Gene Ontology annotation, biological process: photosynthesis. The record is from RefSeq and is a predicted model, not a curated record. Lineage: Eukaryota; Viridiplantae; Streptophyta; Magnoliopsida; Asterales; Asteraceae. Gene Ontology annotation, cellular component: photosystem I reaction center; photosystem I.